AUGUUCUUCUUCUUCAGCGGAGUCAACAGCCCGCGCCGUCGCAAUCGAGAGAAAGCGAUCUUUCUGACUAUCUUCAUCAUCUUCGCCCUGUACCUCCUCUUCUUCUCCAACUCCUCGCCGCGCAAACAUGCCGACCCUACGAUAUACGACUCCGAAGCGCUCGGGGGCCCGUAUCGAGAUCCGCAGUCGGGCCAGGCGACUCCCGCGCGACACUCGGCGCCCAUCCGGAAAAGCAUGGUCGUGGCCAGUAUGAAGCGCGAUGAUGUCUCGUGGUUGCACAACUACUUUCCGGAUUGGCAUAAGAAUAUUUACGUGGUGGAUGACAAGAAGGAGCAAUUGACGGUGAAACAGAACAAAGGCAGGGAAUCAAUGGUCUAUUUGACGUACAUCAUCGACAAUUAUGACAACCUCCCCGACUCGAUCCUCUUCAUCCAUUCCCAACGAUACCAAUGGCACAACGACGACCCAUACUACGAUGGCAUGCCAAUGCUGCGCAAUUUCCAGCUCCCAUACCUCGAGAAGCAGGGUUACGUUAACUUGCGCUGUGCCUGGGUCCUGGGGUGCCCAGAAGAGAUCCAUCCGCUGACCGAUACGCACCGCGAGAACAUACACGCCGGCGAGUAUUUCAAAAACGCGUUCAUGGAGCUCUUCCCUGGUGUUGAGGUGCCAGAGGCGGUUGGUGCGUCUUGUUGUGCGCAAUUUGGCGUCACGAGCUGGCAGAUUCACGAGCGCCCAAAAAGUGAUUAUGUGCGGUUUCGGAAGUGGUUGUCGGAAACGGACCUUACGGACGAUUUAAGCGGGCGGAUUAUGGAGUACUCAUGGCAUAUGAUAUUUGGAAAAGCUCCAGUGCAUUGUCCUUCCGCUGACGAGUGCUAUUGCAGGGUCUUUGGGCUAUGCGAUUUGACCUGUCCGAGCCAGGACGCGUGCAAAGACCGCUACCAACUUCCGAAAUACUCAACUCUUCCACAAGGCUGGCCGUUUAUUGGAUGGAAUGGGCAGAAACAAGAUCCCAGCAAGGGCGGGCUUCCUGACCAGGGAUAA
Molecule: messenger RNA, 1041 nt
Organism: Aspergillus puulaauensis
Lineage: Eukaryota; Fungi; Ascomycota; Eurotiomycetes; Eurotiales; Aspergillaceae
Product: DUF3431 domain-containing protein
Exons: 3
Coding region: 1-1041 (346 amino acids)
Source: RefSeq, a predicted model, not a curated record